Diceros bicornis minor is the source of this 2438-nucleotide messenger RNA. RefSeq names its product protein phosphatase, Mg2+/Mn2+ dependent 1N (putative) (gene PPM1N). The coding region runs from base 31 to 1302 and encodes 423 amino acids. Gene Ontology annotation, molecular function: protein serine/threonine phosphatase activity; magnesium ion binding; manganese ion binding. The transcript is spliced from 5 exons. Gene Ontology annotation, biological process: protein dephosphorylation. Lineage: Eukaryota; Metazoa; Chordata; Mammalia; Perissodactyla; Rhinocerotidae. The record is from RefSeq and is a predicted model, not a curated record.
GUGGAGCCUUCCUGAUCCCAGGGCCGAAGGAUGGCGGCCUUCGCCCGCUUGCUGGAGCGUCUCUUCUGGCCAGCUCGCAAAGAAGAGGAGGCAAUGGAGGAGGAAGAGGAGGGGCGCACGACUCCCCAGGGGCCUCAGUUCCUCCUGGACGCGCCGCGAUGCGCCCAGCGGCCGCACGGGGGUGCGGUGGCGUCCUGGGGCCUGCGCUUCGGGGCGAGCGCAGCGCAGGGGUGGCGCGCGCACAUGGAGGACGCUCAUUGCGCUUGGCUCGCGUUACCCGGGCUGCCCCCGGGCUGGGCUUUCUUCGCCGUCCUCGACGGCCAUGGCGGGUCGCGAGCUGCCCUCUUCGGCGCGCGCCACCUGCCGGGCCACGUGCUCGAGGCGCUGGGCCCCGCGCCGGACGAGCCCGAGGGCGUGUGCGAGGCGCUGCGCCGCGCCUUCCUGAGCGCAGACGCACGCCUGCGCGCUCUCUGGCCCCGCGGCCAGCCGGGCGGCUCCACCGCCGUGGCUCUGCUCGUGUCCCCGCGCUUUCUGUACCUGGCGCACUGCGGUGACUCCCGCGCGGUGCUGAGUCGCGCUGGCGCCGUGGCCUUCAGCACGGAGGACCAUAGGCCCCUCCGACCCCGCGAACGCGAGCGCAUCCACGAUGCGGGCGGCACCAUCCGCCGCCGGCGCCUCGAGGGCUCUCUGGCAGUGUCCCGGGCACUGGGCGACUUUGCCUACAAAGAGGCUCCGGGAAGGCCCCCUGAGCUGCAGCUCGUUUCCGCGGAGCCUGAAGUGACCGCCCUGGCACGCCGGGCCGAGGAUGAGUUCAUGCUUCUGGCCUCUGACGGCGUGUGGGACGCGAUGUCUGGCGCAGCCUUGGCGGAACUGGUGGCAUCGCGCCUCUGCUUGGGCCUGGCCCCAGAGCUCCUGUGCGCACAGCUGUUGGACACGUGUCUGUGCAAGGGCAGCCUGGACAACAUGACCUGCAUACUGGUCUGCUUCCCAGGGGCCCCCAGGCCUUGUGAGGAGGCGAUCAGGAAGGAGCAAGCCCUGGACGCAGCCCUGAGCCGCAGGGUCGCUGAGCUGUGUUCCUCUGCCCAGGAGACCCCCAGCCUGAACACGGUGUUCAGGACUCUGGCCUCACAGGACAUCCCCAAUUUACCUCCUGGGGGAGGGAUCUAUUGCAAGGCCUCCGUCAUCGCUGAAGCCUAUUCUCAGCUCUGCCAGGCCUCAGGAGAGCGCUGGGAGAAGGGGCAGAAUGGGGCUGGGAAGCCCACCGGCGUCCAUUCAAGCUCUGCCCUGGACUUGGAGGCCUGACAACUUUGGGGACCCUCUGCCCAGUUGGGGCCUCAAUGGAACUAAGGAAGAAAUCCCCCUUCCCUAGCUACGCGGACCAGUGGAAGGAAGACAAGCCGAUGGAGGAACCCCAGAAUGCUUAUUUCCCCAUCUCCUACUUCCCUCUCACAGAAAGUCUUAUUGGAGGGGAAAUUCCACUCACCAUCUAGACUUAAGAAAAACCCCAAGCCAAAAGUUUUUGAAAUAUUUAGAGCUGGAUGGACUCCGAGAGAUCUCCUAGUUCAAUAACCUUCUCUUCUCUUUCCAUUUUUCAUCUGUUUUUUUGGGGGGAGGUAGGAAAGAGUUUUAAUUGUUAAAUUUUUAAUUACAUAAUUCAAAAUAUAUUUUUCCUAGAGAAAAAAACCCACAAACAUUAUUCACCCAGUCAUUUGGCAAAUAUGUAUUGGGCGCCAUCUUGCUCACAGCCACGAAGUAGGCAGACCCAGAGAUUCCUGCCCCCGGGGGGCCCACCUCUUAGUGGGGGGAGACAGCAAACAGGGGAGCUGAUAAAUAAGAUCGUCUCAGUCACUGACAAGUGUCUCAAGCAAAAUAAAACGGGGACAUGAUAAGGAAAUGACUAGGGGAGUGACUUUGGUUUUUUAUAUUGUUAUUCAUUUAUUUCUUGAAUGGGGCAUGAGUUCACUUGGUUGGAAGUUCAAAGGGUACAAAUGGUGUACAAUGAGAAGUCUUUCUCCAUCCCCCACCCCUCCACCACUCAAUUUUCCACCUGGGGAUGGUUGCUUUAGACGGGGGAUCAGGGAAGAUCUCUGCGGAGGGGACAACUGAGCAGAAACCUGACAGAGAAGGAGCAAGCCAUGCAAAAACCCCAGGGAAGAGUGUUCCAAGGCAGAAAGAACAGCUAGUGCAAAAGCAGGUUCAAACUUGGCAUUUUCAAGAUAAGGCUUGAAAUCUUUAUGACCAUUGAAUUCCCCACAGUUCCAUUUCCUAUCCUAUUGGUCAGCACUGCAGUGAGUUUGGAGUAGAAUUUUCCAGACCUUUUACUCUGCAUGUACACACAUGUAUAUGGUACCUUAAGGUGUUUCCUUCAUUUUUUUCAUACCCUAUGUAUCAUUUGGCAAUUUGUUUUUUUUCACUCAAUAAUACAUUGGAGGGCCGGC